This is a messenger RNA of Schistocerca cancellata (South American locust), 477 nucleotides long. RefSeq lists its product as uncharacterized. Lineage: Eukaryota; Metazoa; Arthropoda; Insecta; Orthoptera; Acrididae. The transcript has 4 exons. The record is from RefSeq and is a predicted model, not a curated record. The coding region runs from base 1 to 477 and encodes 158 amino acids.
AUGUCUUGUGGUUGGGAUGACAUUUCACCUAGACUACUAAAAGUAUGUAGAGGAGAAUUAGUGAAGCCUUUGACACAUUUAAUAAAUAACCCCCUCUACCAUGGAGAAUUCCCUGAUCUUCUGAAAAUCACUGAAAUCCUGCCAGUCUAUAAGCAGAGAAGAGAAACUGACAUGGAAAACUAUAGGCCAAUAUCAUCAACUUCUGAGCUUGGAAACAUUAGAGAAACCUUUUAUUUGUUGUUGUUGAUGGGUGUGCACCACACAUCAGAGGCUGCUGCUCAGAAUGUUAAAAUGGUAACAAAUCCUAAACAUUACAUGUAUUAUCUUUCCAAACCAAACUAUGGACAUUCUACUGUAUUUUCAGAAAAUCAAUUAGCAUUUAAAAUGAAAAACAGCAAUGUUUCAAAAAUAAAAAUGUGUGAUUUUCGUUAUAUUGCAGACAAACCGAAGAUUUUUAUAAAGUCAUUAAAUAAAUGA